Molecule: messenger RNA, 1032 nt
Organism: Nematocida homosporus
Lineage: Eukaryota; Fungi; Microsporidia
Exons: 1
Coding region: 1-1032 (343 amino acids)
Source: RefSeq, a predicted model, not a curated record
AUGUCUAAUUCGAAUAUUCAACCGGAAAUAGAACCAUCUAUUGAACCAAAGAAGAAGUUAGAACUUGGUGCUAAUCUUUAUUGUAUCGAACCUAAGGAACUUCCUCUGAUUGAUAAGACCUCUACUGAGUAUAAAGAAGUCUCUAGUCUUUAUUUCACGACUGAGUUUUGGAAAGCUCUGGCUUAUAAGGAAGGUGCUUAUACUAACUUUGCCUGUAUAGCACCUUUAGUAGGAAUUACACCUUUACUAAUAUCUACUGACAUUUACUAUAAUAGAACGGCCUUUGUACUUUUCUCAAUGUACUAUGCAGUUGCUAUUCUGUUUAUCAAGAACCUUAUCUAUUGGUGGAUUUGUUUGCGAUCGCUUAAACGCAAGUACCGUAAGACUAUGCUUAAAGAGAUCUUUACACCAACGCAUUUAGUUAUGAAUGCUGCUUCUUUUGCUGCAAUGGUGGCUGGUUUGGCCAUUAUUGCGUACUACGUUGCUCUUGGUGACCGACAUAUUUCUAACUUACUAUUACAUGAUAAGAGUUCGCGUUUGGAAACUCCAGAGAUGGAGUUGAUUCCUUGGCUCACUAAAACUGUACAUUCCUAUGUUGGAGUAGCUUUUGUGUACUUGACUAUACUUGGUACAAGUGUUUUCAUCUUUAUGACCGACAAAAUAGAUAAGGUAAGUAAUAGUGUAGUGCGUAAGCACCAGUAUAAGUGGAAGAUUUGCAUAGUUAUUACUGGGACUCUUUGUAUCUUUGUUGAACGUCAAGCUAGUUUAUUCAUCCAUAAUCAGAAAUCGUUUAUUGAUGCAUGUUUAUCUACUGGUUUUAUCGCCUUUACUCUUUGUUUCUUCUAUGGGUUUGUUGUUUUCCUGAAAGAGACUAAGCAAGGCACUAUUGUCUUCCCUAAGCGCCUACGGCAUAUUCAAAACCGAAUUGAAGAAACAUCAGAAAUCGUUCUGAACAUUCUGUGUACUGCUCUUAUUCUAGGUGUUGGUUGGUUUACUCUUUUACAGAUAGCUAAUGAUCAGUGGUUUGAAUAA